Molecule: messenger RNA, 2791 nt
Organism: Eptesicus fuscus (big brown bat)
Lineage: Eukaryota; Metazoa; Chordata; Mammalia; Chiroptera; Vespertilionidae
Gene: GCC1
Product: GRIP and coiled-coil domain containing 1
Exons: 3
Coding region: 152-2482 (776 amino acids)
Cellular component (GO): Golgi apparatus
Source: RefSeq, a predicted model, not a curated record
CUCUGCCAGCCUGCCCCGCCGCCCCGCUUCGGUCUCGGAAGCUGGGAGGAGCGGAUAUGCGGCCUCGCGGACAACAACAUCUGCCAGCGUCUUCGUGACCGUCUACCAGGUUGUCCAAACGCUGACGUGGAACGACCAGUGCUGAAUCCUCAUGGAGAAGUUUGGGAUGAAUUUCGGGGCUGGCCCGAGCAAGAGGGACCUGCUGGAGACCAUUGAGAGCCAGAAGAAGCAGCUCAUCCAGUACCAGGCCCGGCUCAAGGAUGUGGUCCGCGCCUAUAAAAGCCUACUGAAAGAGAAGGAGGCUCUGGAGGCCAGCAUCAAGGUGCUGUCGGUGUCCCACGAGGCGGAUGUGGGCCUCGCAGGUGUCCAGCCUCCAGGCCACACCUCUCCUGACUGCGUGGAUGACCGAUGCUCCACUCACAGCGAGGAUAGCACUGGGACCGCCACCAGCUUGGAUACCACGGCCAGUCUCACUAGCACCAAGGGUGAGCUUGGGGCAGAAGAUGACAGGCUGGCCCGUGGACCACCACCACCUCUAAAGUCCGAAGAGGCUAGUGGGUCAGAGAGUGGUGUUAGCAGUAGCAGCGGGGAUGGACAGUCCGCGGGUGGGGAAGUGGACAAACGGUUGCACCAGCUGAAGACUCAGCUGGCCACUUUGACAAGCUCUUUGGCCACAGUCACCCAGGAGAAGUCCCGCAUGGAAGCUUCUUACCUGGCUGACAAGAAGAAGAUGAAACAGGACUUAGAGGAUGCCAGUAAAAAGGCAGAGGAGGAGCGGGAGCGUCUGGAGGGAGAACUGAAGGAGCUGCAGGAGCAGAUAGCAGAAACCAAAGCCCGACUUAUCACACAACAGCACGACCGGGCCCAGGAGCAGAGUGACCAUGCCUUGAUGCUGCGUGAGCUCCAGAAACUGCUGCAGGAGGAGAGAACCCAGCGCCAAGACUUGGAGCUUCGGUUGGAAGAGACCCGAGAAGCCCUGGCUGGGCGGGCGUAUGCUGCUGGUCAGAUGGAAGGGUUUGAGCUGCAGGCUAAACAGCUGGCCCGUGAGGUGGAGGAACUCAAAGGUGAGCUGCAGGCUCUUCGAGAUGAGAAGAAUCGGCCGGACCCCCGGCUGCAGGAGCUUCAGGAAGAGGCCGCCUGCCUUAAGAGCCAUUUCCAGGCCCAGUUGCAGCAGGAAAUGAGGAAGACAGCCCUUGCAGAGGAUCAACUACGCCAGCAGUCUCAGCUGGAGGAGAAGAGGGUGGCAGCCCUGGAGAACCAAAUAUCCGAGGUGUCGGAGCUGCUGGGCACCUAUGAGAAAGCCAAGCAGAAGGACCAGCUGGCCAUCCAGAAGCUGAAGGAGCGCAUUCUGCAGCUGGAUCUGGAGAACAAGACGCUGGCUCUGGCAGUCUCUAGCCGGUCCCCUCUAGACAGCCAUGCAGAAGAGUCCAGUCUGGAUGUCAAUGUCCUGAAGGACAAGAUGGAGAAGCUGAAGAGGCUGCUGCAGGUGGCAGCCAGGAAAAGCCAGGUGACCUUGGAUGUAGAGAAGCUCUGCAACCUGGAGAUAAUGCCCAGCUCUGAGGCUGCCGAUGGGGAGAAGGCUACUGCGCUCUACUACCAGCAGGAGCUGAAACAGCUGAAGGAAGAGUUUGAGAGGUACAAGAUGAGGGCCCAGGUCGUCCUCAAGAGCAAGAACACCAAAGACGGUAACCUGGCCAAGGAGCUGGAGGAAUCCCAGGAACAGCUUGCAGAGCUGAAGGAGAAGUAUAUCUCCCUGCGGCUGUCCUGUGAGGAGCUCGAGCGCCAGCACCAGCAGGAGGCUGAGGACUGGAAGCAGGAGCUGGCCCGGCUGCAGCAUCACCACCGGCAAGAGCUGGAGCGGAGCCAGCUGGACUUCAGGGACCGCACGCUGAAACUGGAGGAGGAGCUGCACAAGCAGCGGGACCGUGCCCUGGCUGUGCUGGCCGAGAAGGACUUGGAGCUGGAGCAGCUGAGGUCUGUGGCAUUGUCUUCUGUGCUGCCAGGACGCAGAAGCCCUGUGGGUGGCGGGGAUCCCGGGGACCCGGCUGACAUAGCUUCCCCUGAUAACCUGACCCAAGCACUUCAACUUGCUGCGGCCAACGAGCCCACUUUCUUCCUGUACGCCGAGCAGUUGGCCCGCAAGGAGGUGGAGAUCACAUUCCUGAGGAAGCAGAAACACAGGCUGGAGGUGGAGGUGCAUCAGCUGCAGGAGCGGCUGCUGGAGGAGGGGGAGCGGCACCGAGAGGAGGUUGGGGUCCUCCAGAGCCACAUUGAGAAGAACACCAGGGACCAGAGUCGGGAGGGAGCCAAUCUGGAGUACCUCAAAAACAUCAUUUACCGCUUCCUGACCUUGCCGGACAGCCUGGGCCGCCAGCAGACGCUCACAGCCAUCCUGACUAUCUUGCAUUUCAGUCCAGAGGAGAAACAAGUGAUAAUGCACCUCCCACCCAGUGGUAGCUGGUGGCCUUCUGGCAAGAGAUGAUGUCAUCUUCACUAACUCCUGAAAUUUCCGUGCCUCUUACGUGGGAAGAGACAGGCUCUGGUUUCUACUGCCGCUUCUCUUACCUUACCGUUUUUUUUCUUCAGUGUUGAACUGGAAGGAGUCUUCAAAGUGGGAGCUGUUUUGUGAGGGUUUGAGGUGUAGAAGAAUUUGAUUAAAAUGUUCUGACUGGGAGGCUGGAUGACCUGGACUGUCUACAAACUACAAACAGUGCAUGGACUUAAUGGAACAGAAGUGAUAUGUCCAAAUGUUAAUAACAAACCAUGGAAUCAUUAAACCUGAACCACUUGA